Magnolia sinica is the source of this 3756-nucleotide messenger RNA. Its product is annotated as putative disease resistance protein RGA3. The transcript is spliced from 2 exons. Gene Ontology annotation, biological process: defense response to other organism. Gene Ontology annotation, molecular function: protein binding; ADP binding. The record is from RefSeq and is a predicted model, not a curated record. The coding region runs from base 212 to 3340 and encodes 1042 amino acids. Lineage: Eukaryota; Viridiplantae; Streptophyta; Magnoliopsida; Magnoliales; Magnoliaceae.
GUGCCCAUGUGGUGUGGGCGGGUGGGUGAUUUGCAACCAUAGCGAAAAAUCUCGUUCUCCGCGUUUACCGUACCUCGGCUGAAAGUCAUGCUCGGAAACUUUACCUUUGUCUCUGAACUUCCCCCAUUAUGAUCCAUGACCUCUACUUCGGCUUACCUUUACCAUUCCUCAGUUUUAGUUUUUUAGCUUUCAAGCUCUAAAUUCUUUUCUCAUGGCCGAUGGACUUGUUCCAUCGGUUCUGAUUUUCUUGAAUUCCAUCAUCCAAUCCGAGUUACGAUCCGUUCUAUGCUGUCGCCAAGAGCUACAAGACCUUUCCAGUGCAUUUACAGCCAUCCAAUCCGUUCUUUCCGAUGCUGAGAAAAGAUGCAGAAAGGAAAAAGCUGUGAACGAUUGGUUGGUGAAGCUCAAAGAUGUAGCCUACGACGUGGAGGACGUGCUGGACGAGUGGAGAGCAGAAGCUCUCAUAUACGAAUCUCAAUUAAGCAGCAGACAAUCUACGUUGAAGCGGGUAUGCAAAUCUAUCCUCCGAAUUAUUACUUGGGAGGAAACAGCUGAUGAAACAGAAUUUCAUAUGAAAUUGGGCAUGGACAUGAGGCGUAGAUUAAAAAAUGUUAGAGAAAGACUCGAUGGGAUAUGCAGUGAGAAGUCUAAGUUCCAUUUGGAAGAAAGCAUAGAUAGCAGGAUGGAGACUUCAGAGAGGAAAACUAGUUCCUUGAUUGAUGAAUCGGUGAUUAUAGGUAGGACUUCAGGUAAGGAAAGGAUCAUACCCUGGUUAGUAACUGACAUUAGUCGUGUAAGUAACGACGUUCCCGUCAUUUCUAUAAUUGGUUUAGGGGGAGUAGGAAAGACUACUCUCGCUCAAUUAAUAUACAAUGACGAGCGGAUUACUCGACACUUCCCAAAAAGAAUGUGGGUGCAUGUUUCAGAUGAUUUUAACGAGACUAGCAUUUCCAAAGCAAUCAUUGAAGCGGUGGAGGGUCGACCUGCUCCUAGUUACUCUGAAUGGGAAAUGGUGCAAAAUCAUCUAUUGAAUGUCCUGAAAGGGGAGCGAUUUUUACUCGUGCUUGAUGAUAUUUGGAAUGAAAAUCAAGAAAAGUGGGAUAAAUUGAGGCUUCCUUUGAAUGGCGGAGUACGUGGAAGUAGAAUUUUGAUCACUACUCGCAAUGAAACUGUGUUAAAAACUAUGCGUGCAGUGAAAAUGCAUCAGCUGGAGCCUCUCUUAGAAAGCGAGUCUUGGACAUUGUUCAGUCACAUUGCUUUUGGGGAAAUAAAUACAGAAGAACAUGUAGAGUUGGAAGAAACUGGGAAAAAAAUUGCAAGAAAGUGUGGCGGAAUACCUCUUAUUAUAAACAGAAUGGCGAAUGCAUUGCGUUUCAAGAGGACGAGAUGGGAGUGGGAGCUUGUGUUGGAUGGUGAAACAUGGGAUUUUUCAAAUGUUACAAGAGGCAUUGUACUUGACCUUCAAUUAAGCUAUGAAAACAUGCCUCCUUACUUGAAGCGUUGCUUUGCCUUUUGUUCUAUAUUUCCUAAGGAUCAUGUUAUAGAGAGGGAGACAUUAAUCAAGUUGUGGAUGGCUCAGGGUUUCAUUCUUCCACAGGAAAGUCCAGUUAUAGAAAGGAUAGGUGAUGGGUAUUUUUAUGAUUUAUUAGGUCGAUCCUUGUUUGAUGCUCCAUUAACAGAUUUCUUCGGCAACAUCGUGCACUGUAAGAUGAUAGAUAUUGUUCAUGACUUCCUCAAAACUGUCAUGAGAGAAUCCUAUACCAUGAAUGUGGAAUUUCCGGACAACAUCCCAUUGCAUGUUCGCCACUUCUCAUUGAAAUGCAGUGAUGAUUUAUCAUCAAUUCCAGGAAGCUUGUACAAAGCCAAGAAUCUGCGCACGCUCCUAUUCAUUGGGUGGUCAAGAAUCACUGUGGUGGCUGAUGAUUUUUUUGAAAAUUUCAAGUACCUCAGAGCAUUAGAUUUGAGUGGUACAAAGUGUUCUUGGCUUCCAACAUCCUUGAAGAACUUGAAACUUUUAAGAUACCUCAAUUUAUCUGCCACUGGAGUAGUGUGGCUGCCUGAAUUCAUAUGUGAACUGUAUUUGUUGCAAACCUUGAAACUUAAUGACUGCGUCGAACUGUUUGAACUUCCCAAAGAGAUGUGGAAACUUGCGAGGCUAAGACAUCUGGAAAUUAACGGUACCUGGGAAUUGCGGGCUUUACCCCAUGGGAUUGGGAGAUUAACUUCCCUUCGAACAUUGUCAAAGUUCAUUGUUGGGGAUGGGAUGGAAUGUGGGAUUGGGGAACUCAAAAACCUCAAUCUCCUCCAAGGAGAGUUAGCAGUAUACCAUUUGGAGAGGGUGUCAAAUGAGGACGAUGCCAAGGAAGCAGAACUAAUGAAUAAGAGUCACCUUCGCCUUUUGGAAUUGUAUUUUGAUGAAGAUUGUUGGAGAUUGUUAGAAGAUGAAGUAGACAGGACUGCAGGUGUGCUUGAAGGCCUUCGACCCCACACAAGCAUAGAAGAACUGAAAGUAAUCGGUUACACAGGAUUGAAAUUCCCGGGAUGGAUGGAAGAUUCGUCCUUCUCCAACUUAGUUACUGUGACUCUUCGUGAUUGCCAUGGGUGCAUAAAGCUACCAGCACUUGGGACAUUACCAUCUCUCAGAUACCUUAGAAUUGAAGGAAUGAAUAGGGUAAAAUUCAUGGGUCCAGAGUUCUACAGGAACGACAACAAUGGAGACUUAACAGGUGCAGCUGCAGCAUUUCCUAGGUUGGAGACACUCGUUUUGGAGAGAAUGUAUAUUUUGGAGGAAUGGGUUAGUAAAGAAGAUGGGGGAAUGCCAUCUCUCCUUGAGCUACGUAUUGCAGAUUGCGCCUUAUUAGCGAAAGUGCCCUCGUUCCUUCAUGGUAAACUGUGGAAAGUAGAUCUUGAAUCACCAAGCAUGUACUGGGCAUCAUGUGUUUCAGAAUCCGUUGAGUUUUUGGUAGUAAAACAGAUCAGAGACAUCAACAUGUUCAUCCACCUGCCGUUCCCUCGCAAUAUCAAGUACUUGGUGAUAGAAAAUUCAGAAUAUCAGGAGUUUCCUGUUGGGAUUAAAAACUUCUGUGGGCUUCAGAUACUCGAAAUUAGAGACUGCAAAAAACUGACGAGUCUACCUAAAGAGCUCAGAGAUCUUCCUAAGCUUCGCCAACUGAAGAUCAAGGGCUGCCCAAGUUUAGAAGAAUGGUGUGAAAAAUAUGCGGAAGACGAUCAGCAACAAGCGAUGUCACACAUCCCUAAUAUCUGGAUCAGCAACCAAGAGAUCAAGCGAGAUGGGCGAGAAGUCGCUGGACAAGCAAGGGCAGCAACCAAAGAGCUCUAGCAGCACCAAUGACAAACCUCAGCAGCAGCCAAGACCUGUUCAAAGCCAAAUACCCACAACCCAGGAGCGCACUACACCAAACAGACAGCACCAUCAUCCAAAACUGAAAAUAAACUGCCUCCAACUCGGGACAAGAAACGAGAGCUCCAGCGAAAACUGCAGAAAAACCGCAAUCUCUGCGAAAUACUGAAUUCAAAACCACAAGAAGCCGGGAUUCUGUUGGGCCAUGAGACAAUUAUAAAGCUCCGCAACCACAUUACAUCAAAGCUCUCUAUUUAUUGCUCUUUGCCAGCCUCACCAGCACCUUAAUUUCAUUGUGUUUGAAAAUGUGUGACACUAACUUUGUAAUUAAAUAGCCUGAGGUUUUCUUAUCAAUUAAUGAUUUUAAAGGGUAUACAUGGAAGCGAUUACCAUCA